This is a messenger RNA of Leucoraja erinaceus (little skate), 4436 nucleotides long. RefSeq names its product seizure protein 6 homolog. Gene Ontology annotation, biological process: synapse maturation; regulation of dendrite development. The coding region runs from base 252 to 3389 and encodes 1045 amino acids. The transcript is spliced from 17 exons. The record is from RefSeq and is a predicted model, not a curated record. Lineage: Eukaryota; Metazoa; Chordata; Chondrichthyes; Rajiformes; Rajidae. Gene Ontology annotation, cellular component: endoplasmic reticulum; dendritic shaft; neuronal cell body.
GAUAAGCCGGAGCUGUCCCUGGUGCUGAACUGCUACUAACGCACAAGCCAGCGGCGUCCACAGCUCUCUCUCCCCACCCGGCCACACUUCCUCCACUCCCACCCCCUUCCCCUCCACAACAGCUGUAUUCUCUACAAACCCAGCGAGAGAGGGGACCUCCCAGCCCACUAAUAUCCAGCUGCCUCGGAAAAGUAGUUGGGAGAGGCGAGACAGACAGGGAGACACAGAGAGAGAGAUUGCUGGAAACUGGAAUGAAUGGAAACGCGUUCUCUCGCUGCCGACCCGACAUGAAGGCGACGUUUCUGCUGCUCGUGUCUCUACUCCUCGGGGUCUACAGUGAAGAUGUGACUGUGCGUAGUGUGGGUGGGGUGAGCGUUGGUGAGCUGGGGAUGGAGCCCAGCACCAUGGCGACCACCACACCACCAGAGGACGACUUUCACUUUGUCAGCACGACACAAAGUGUGAACAUCAACAACCACCACCCGCUGCUGGAGGAGUUUGCCCACGAGUCGCUGCUGGAGAAGACGUAUCUCGGUCAGGAGAGAUUCUUGAGGGCCGGAGCCAGGCCGGGGCCUGCCCUGCCCCAGAGUCCACCACCGCAACCUUCGCCCGCGGGCCUGAUGGCCACCGCCCACACCGCGGCGAUAUCCGAUGUUGCCACCACCGCCAGGGUGGGCCACAACUCGCCGAUGACCACGGCGGGAGGUCAGGGGGCUUUGGUGACGGGCGCGGCCCCGCUGGUCAAGGUGCCGGCCGGAGCGACGGCACAGAUGGUGGCCACCACUGACCCGCUGACCACGGCCGCGGUGAAGGCGGACGCCGCCCCUGGAAGCGACCGAGGAUCGGCGGGAACUGCUCCGGCCAGCCCCCCGGUGACCCCUCGGGCCGGAUCGCCGACCCCGCCGGACGCUAACGGCCGCGACGCCAACACGGGCCCCGUGACCAACGACACCCCCACGCCCGUGGCGGCAGCGGUGAACGCCCCCGGCACACGACGAUCCCCGGGGCCCAGCGCCCAGACCACCCACGGCCCCAACACCGACCUCACCCUCACCUACACACCCUACGAGGCCGAGGAGGAAACUACCACCACCACCAUCAUCACCACCACCAUCAUCACCACCGUGCAGACUCCAGUGCCGUGCAGUUUCAAUUUCACCGACACAAAGGGGUUUGUUGAAUCUCCAGAGUACCCAAGUCACCUGUUCUACAGCAACCUGGACUGCAUCUACACCAUCACAGUCUACACGGGAUACGGAGUCGAACUUCAGGUGAAGAACAUCAACGUGUCGGAGGGGGAGACGCUGACCAUUGAAGCACUGGAUGGAGACGGUCCGACGGUUCUUGCCAACGAGUCCAUCUUGAUGAAAGGCCAGGUGAUUCGCAGCCCGAGCAAUCGACUCUCUAUCCAUUUCCAAAGCAUCCAACUCCGAAAGCCAGGCUCCUUCCAAUUCCAUUAUCAAGCCUACUUGCUGAGCUGUGGCUUCCCGCAGAAGCCGUUGUCUGGCGAUGUGUCGGUCACCAGCCUGCACCCCGGCGGUCUGGCGCAUUUCUACUGCAACUCUGGCUACCGGCUGCUGGGGUCACCGUCGCUCGCCUGCAUCAACGCCAGCAAGGCGCGCUGGAGCGACACCGAGCCCCAAUGCAUCGCUACCUGUGGCGGGGUGAUCAGGAACGCCACUGUUGGACGCAUCAUCUCGCCAAACUUCCCGGCCAACUACAGCAACAACCUCACCUGCUAUUGGCUGGUGGCCUCUCCACGGGGGCAGAAACUCCACCUGCACUUUGAGAAGGUGGCGCUGGCUGAAGAUGACGACAGACUCAUCAUUCGGAAUGGGAAUAAUAUUGAUGCGCCGAUCGUAUAUGAUUCCUAUGAAGUGGAGUACCUGCCCAUUGAAGGCCUGGUCAGUGCAAGCGAACACUUCUUCAUUGAACUAACCACAGACAGUACCGGCACCUCCAUGGGACUGGCCUUAAGAUACGAAGCCUUUGAUCAGGGCCAUUGUUACGAGCCCUACAUUAAGUACGGCAACUUCACGACGGGAGACGCAACCUACCAGGUGGGAACGGUGGCUGAGUUCACCUGCGACCCAGGAUACACGCUGGAACAAGGGUCGGUGAUCAUCGAAUGCGUGGAUAUCCGUGACCCUCAGUGGAACGAGACGGAGCCAGCCUGCCGAGCCGUGUGUAGCGGUGAGGCCACAGACUCGUCUGGAGUGGUGCUAUCCCCCAACUGGCCUGAGGCGUAUGACAAGGGGCAGGACUGCAUCUGGGGCAUCCACGUGGAAGAAGACAAGAGAAUCAUGCUGGACCUCCAGGCGUUAACACUGGGAAAGAAUGACGUGCUGACGUUUUUCGAUGGGGAUGACCUGACGGCCAGAAUAUUGGGUCAAUACUCGGGAAACCACCAUCCCUUCAAGCUCUACACCACCAUGGCAGACGCCACCAUCCAGUUCCAAUCGGAUCCGGCCAGCAACGUGUUUGGGUACCAACAAGGUUUUGUCAUUCAUUUUGAAGAGGUCGCCAGGAACGACACGUGUCCGGAGAUCCCGGAGAUUCUCAACGGCUGGAAGACGACGUCCCACCCGGAGCUGAUCCACGGGACGGUGGUGACCUACCAGUGCUACCCGGGAUACGAGCUGCUCGGAGCCGACAUCCUCAUGUGCCAAUGGGACUUGUCGUGGAGCGGCGACUCACCCCGGUGUGAGAAGAUUAUAUUCUGCGCUGAGCCAAGGGCCAUUGACCACAGCCGCAGAGUCGUUUCAGACGCCAAGUUUUCAAUCGGGUCGACAGUGCAAUACGUGUGCAACAAGGGCUACGCGGUGUCUGGCAGCAGCACCUUGACGUGCUACAACAGGCAGUCCGGCAAUCCCAAGUGGAGCGACAAAGCACCAAAGUGUCUACCGGAAAUCUUUGAGCCGUGUCGUAAUCCCGGGGCACCGGACAACGGUUAUCGGACGGCAGAGAAGACGGUGUACCAGACGGGCGAGAUCUUGCGGUUUGCCUGCUACGAUGGCUAUGAGUUAACGGGAGAUGCCAGCAUCAAAUGCCUCCCUGGUCACCCAUCAGAGUGGAGCCACCCACCACCCUUCUGCAAAGUUACCUAUGACGAGUACUUCAAUGAAAGGAGGCUGGAAGUGGCCAAGGCAGCGACAACGGCAGGCCAGAUGGAAGGCAGCAACAUUGCCAUUGUGGUUUUCAUCCCCAUGAUUGUCAUCGCUCUGCUCAUAGGCGGCGUCUAUUUCUACUUCACAAAGUUCCAGGGUAAGUCAACGCUGAGAUUGCCACUGGCAGGAACCCUCCCGUACAAUCACAUCACCGUGGAAUCGGCCUUUGACAACCCCAUAUACGAGACUGGAGAGGCACGGGAAUAUGAAGUUUCAAUUUAAAGACGGACGUUCCUCGUUACAGAAAAACACUUUCCAGAAUCUCUCUCUCUCUUUCUCUCCCCCCCCAUCUCUUUCAAUCCUUCUCCUCCUGCCCCUCGCCACUGUUGAACACAAACUUCCCGGAGCCUGUUUCUCAGAACAGUUUUUUUGCUCUCCAACGAGAAAAAAAAAAUAAAAAGACUAGAACACAACAGCGUCCGUCAAUCUGCUUGUCCAGUGAGUUGGAGUUUAGUAUUAGAUGUUCUCGUACAUCCCUGUGUGUGCAUUGUCACAUCAGAAUUAUUCUUCAGUGUUAAAGAAUGCCAUUUAGAAAAAAAAACUAUCUAAGUCAUGGAGCUUUUACUAUGUAUUUAUUCACUUGUUUUAAAAUGUAAAAUGUUUAAAAAAAAAAUGUAGAAUGGUUGUACUGAUGCAUUUUUAUCUUUCUUGCCGUGGUGAAUGGCAAGACCUGAAGCUGAACAACGUGUAUAUAGACACAGCCCAGGGGAGAUACAACUAUUUCUCCAUUCUCAGUAGGUUCUGUGUCGAUGAAGAAAAGUAUAAUUUAAAAAAAGUUGUGGUAAAACUUAUAAACAUUCAAGGCCAUCCUGUGACCCCCCCCUCCCCUUCCUCCUCCCUGCGAGCGCUUCCCAUUCUACGCAGGUCCACCACCGAUAUUCCGGCACCCUUGGUUCCAGUGGCUUGCCGGAUUAUCCAUGUUGCCGGACCGACAGAGGUCACGGCCUCCGAUCGUUUCGCCGAACACCUUAGCUCGGUCCGCAUUAACCAACCUGACCUCCCCCCGUGGCUCAGCACUUCAACUCCCCCUCCCAUUCCGUAUCCGACCUCUCUGUCCUGGGCCUCCUCCAUGGCCAGAGUGAGCACCACCGGAAAUUGGAGGAGCAGCACCUAAUAUUCCACUUGGGCAGUCUGCACCCUAGCGGCAUAAACAUUGAAUUCUCCACUUUCCGUUAGCCCUUGCUGUCUCCUCCCCUUCCUAGCUUGCCCUCAGUCCUCGGGCUCCUCCUCCCUUGUCCUUUCUUCUACCCUCCCCCCCCCCCCCCCCCC